CUGAAAUAGUUCGUCAGUCAUCAUUGUGGUUUGAUCUUCUCAACUGGAUACAUCGACAUUUUCUAUUCUGAUUCAAAAAAUGUCUUUAAAUAACAAAGUUGUAAUAGUAACGGGUGCAAGUUCUGGAAUUGGAGCUGCAACUUGUGUACAUUUUGCUCAAAACGGAGCCCAUGUUGUGGCAGUUGGUAGAAAUUUAGAAAAACUACAAGAAACUGGCAGGGCUUGUACCAAAGCUAAUCUUAAAGCAAAGUUUUUGCUAAUUCAAGCUGAUGUUACAAAAGAUACACAGAAAAUUGUCGAUAAAACUAUCGAGGAAUUUGGAAAAAUUGAUGUUUUGGUGAAUAAUGCUGGAAUAUUGGCAAGUGGAACAAUCUUGGAUUCGGAUAUUCAACAAUUUGACUCAAUUAUGGAUACAAAUUUGAGAGCAGUUUUUAAAUUAACUAAAUUGGUUAUUCCUCAUUUAAUCAAGAGUAAAGGAAAUAUUGUGAAUGUUUCGAGUGUAGCUGGGAUAAGGUCGUUUGUAAAUGCCUUAUCUUAUUGCGUUUCUAAAGCUGCUUUGGAUCAAUUUACAAAAUGUGUAGCCUUAGAAAUGGCACCUUAUAAUGUGAGAGUGAAUUCUGUUAAUCCAGGUGUUGUGGUUACAGAAGUUCAUAAACGAGCUGGAAUGGAUGAUGAAGCUUAUGCAAAGUAUUUAGAACAUUCUAAGUCAACUCAUGCAUUGGGACGUGUGGGAAAUGUUAAUGAAGUUGCUCCAGCUAUUGCGUUUUUAGCAAGUGAUGCGGCUAGUUUCAUCACUGGUGCUUUGUUGGCAAUUGAUGGUGGAAAGAGUGCUAUGUGUCCAAGAUAAUUUAUUGAUUCAAAAUAUUGUUAAUUCAUGUUAAUUGUGAUUUUUUAAUAAAUCGAAUUUCUUUUA
Molecule: messenger RNA, 913 nt
Organism: Episyrphus balteatus (marmalade hoverfly)
Lineage: Eukaryota; Metazoa; Arthropoda; Insecta; Diptera; Syrphidae
Product: 3-oxoacyl-[acyl-carrier-protein] reductase FabG-like
Exons: 1
Coding region: 80-847 (255 amino acids)
Molecular function (GO): oxidoreductase activity
Source: RefSeq, a predicted model, not a curated record